AUGUCUCAGAGUAGUUCAACAUGCAUCGACGGCAGUAUCUUCGUGCGGGUUAUAGGUAAGUAAGUUAUAAGUAGGAUGCGUCGUUUAGUCUGAACAACAAAAUUACAUGGAUAUGAGGCGCAUUGCGCAGUUGCUUGCAAAAACGCAAAGAAUUUGAAUGGUAAUAUUUUAGUGAACCUUUGUGAGUAGAAGCCAUUAAAUUACUCCAAUGUGCGUCGUUUGCGCUUAGACCUGAUCUUACGCAAACAGUAGUCAUGCCACACUGUCUGCGUCUGUAAACACAAAUUUUCCCCAGUUUAUCUCGAGUAUGUAGCCAUAAUAUUUAAAUAUUGGUUGCUGUAACAAUGCAGGAUGGCACAAGGAACUAUAGAACAUUUGCUACGGAGAGGUCGCACUUGCGUAUAUGCCUUCUAGGCCUAAAUUAAGUAAAUUGACUCAAAAUGUCCACAGAAAUUCCAAAAUGCGUCUCCGUUUUGAGAAGAUUAAUUAAGUAGUGUUGUAAAAUAAAUUAUAUUGAAGCGCAAUUCCAUAAUAAUGCAGUUACCUUAGUUCGUCGGCUUUCGAAGAAAACUUCUUUUAGCUGCAUUUAAGGACCAUACUUCGUAAAAAUGACCAAUUAUGCAGUAUGAAUUUUCCUUAUCGAUUUUUGAUGUCCUUUAAGAUUCAAUAAUAUUUCAUGAAAGAAAUGAAUUAACGUAUUCAUUAUUUUGUUUAUUCAUUAGAAAAUAAGGUCUUCUUUCAAUUGUAUAUUCGACGUAAGGGUUUAAUUCGACUUUAAAUAAGUUUCCUCGUUGUGAGAUUUUUCAAUACCGUGAAGUGGCGUUUAGUAAAACGUCAUGUAUCUGCUCAUACCAAUGUGGCUCAAAUCAACUGCUUCAUUUUAUGAACCCCAUGUAGUUUCCUCUUAAUACAGUACGGAAAUGUAUGGUUUUUCGUAUGCGAAAAUUAUACGGCUUGUAGUUGGAUAACCCUGAAUGCAAGCGUAACGGCAGGUCGAGUUCGAAAUUAUUCGGGAAUUGAAAACGUUUAAUAAAACCGAAUUAUACCCUUUCUUUGAGUAGACAAUUGAAAAAGACGUUAUGUUCCACUGAAUAAGCAAGAGAAUGAACAUUUUUAUGGAUGUUUUCCAUGAAAUACAGUUGAAUCUCAAAGCCCGUCGAAUAUCAAUGAAAAAAUGCAUGCUAAAUACAUAGUGAUUUUUAGGGAGUAUGGCUUUUUGGAUGCAGUCUGAAAGAGGUUUAGUCGAAAGCCGUUGUCCGAGGGUAACUGAAUUGUUAUCGACUUAUGCUGCAUGAUGAUUGGUAUUACAACCCUAUUGAAUCAAUCUUUUCGUAACAGAAACGCAUUUUGGAAUUUCUGUUAACAUUUCAUGGCUUAGUCUAUUUACUGUCUAUAUAGCGCAAAUUAUGUUCAUCAAUUUUACCUACCUCCUUCAUUGUGAUUUAACUGGAACCGUCCGCUGUGGUUUGAUUUAAUAUAUUUUGCAUUUGUUGGGUCACCUUUUGAUUACAUUAGUCGCUAACGAAUGCUAACAGUUACAUGUAGAGGCGUAUAAACGAGUAUAAAAGUAUAAAACUAGUGUUUGAUGGGAAUUUGUCCGCGCCAAAAGCCUGAUUUAGAAAUGCGUUUUGUUUCAUCCACAGCGCAUGCAACUCAUUUGAGCGCGUUAUAUCAUUUUAACAUGAUAUGUUUUUGCGGGCAACAUAUAGAAUAUUAUCAAUAGUACACUAUGUUCAGGGCAUUAUAAAUCGCAAACCACUUUUACUUGAGUAAGAUGCGACCGAGUUUGGCGGAAAUGCAGUCAUCGUCUGAACAAACCCAUAACAAAAAUUUGCGUUUGUUAAUACGAUGAGACUACAGACGUUCUCCCCACAACACCGCUGACCCAUGAAGAAACGCGCGGGUAAAAGUGGCGAGAGUCUACCAUGGUGGAAUAUAAAAGAGCACAUUCGAGAGGGUUCAACUAGCUGUUAUCAGUCGACAACCUCAGUAUGCGAUCGGCCUCAAUACUUUCGUUUGUUCUGACAAUUUGCAGUAAGUCUCUACUGUGGCGUAUUAUUUUCCUUGAAACUUUGAAUUAGCGCAUUCCGAUCCAAUUACAACUAAACAUAAAUGUUUUUUACUAGGCUUAUAAGAAGAAAUAGAGUACGACGCAGUAUAGAAGGUCAACAGUGACAUUGGCGUCACAAGAUAUUUUUGUUUUAUGACAGUUAUUUUACUAACUCCAAAUAAAAGCGUUAUACAUACAAGCACACAACCAUCUAGGUUGAUUUCUGUAUCUGGGAUCAUUUUUAAUAAAAUGAAUCUCAAACAAAACACACCGAUCGGCCAGAGCUUAUUUACAUAAUUAUAUUAGCCAUCCAUUCAGGCAUUCUAGCAACCUUCAGAGAGUGUAUGCAAAACCAAAAAAUGUCAUUGAAAUCACAUGAUGCAACUUAUUUAUCACAUAAGACCACUUAUAAAACAAACGUUUAUUUAUGUUAUGUAUGAUAAUUCACGUUUUCAGGCAUCUCAUCUAUCCAUGCAAGACCAGGUAGGUUUAUAUAUUGUCCAUAUUUAAUUUCUUGAUACGCAUGUAUGCAACUAUAUAAAACACGUUAGCUGCAGGAAUGUGUGUAUAUGCAGUGAGUUGCGGUUAAAGGAUAAGGCCAGGAUGGCUUGGGCAAUUUUACGAUGCGUCUUUCGUAUUUCAUAGUCAUUUGCACUAUAUAAAAUAUUUCUAACCAAAAUGAAUAUCUGCCCUAUCAAAUUUUUGUGGUGUUUGAUGCGCAAAAUGAAAGAAAAAUUUGCAAGACAAAGCUUUAUAGGAUCACUCCGAAAGUAGGUGAAUAUGUAAGCCGUAGGUUAUCCGUUACAUAGGAUUAAGUGCGUAGUAAUCACGAGCAGCCACCAGACAGUCGACAAGACACGAGUGUUGGAAGACUUAUCAUCGUGACAGCGCGGGUACUGUUUAAAGUCCUGGAAUGCGUGUUUCAGGGAUUCUCUCCUGCUGCAUUACGUAACCGGCAGCGAGUGCACCCAUCGGCGCAUCACUCGGCCCUUCCCGCACGUCCUCUUUGAUUGAAACUCUACUUGCCGACCAUUCUAGUUUGCUCAAAAUAUCACCUAAGGAUAUUUUCAAGUCCAUAGAUCUUCAACAAUAUAGGAAAAUAUUUGGACUUCUAAGCAGAACAAGUGCGCGACAUCAGUGGUUUCGUCCCAAUUUUUGCAAAGAUGUUUUUUCCCUAAUAAACAUUUUUAUUAAAUACAUGUCUUACUCAUCUGCCACUGCGUGAUUGAUAUUUAUAUUUUUUCAAUUAACAGUUUCAUCGACUGCUUCGACUGACGCCGGUCCAACUACUACCACGUCUCCUGGUGAGAGUUAAAAGUUCUCGAAAUUACAUUGGACUGGCAAUUUUAUGCGGUUUUAAUGUUGUCGACAUUCAUUGCUUCAUUUUAUGGGCGUCAUAUAAUAUUUUGUGAUGACAUUAAGGAGUUUACAUUUUUGCUUACGCGGACGGCAUGCAGCAUGAAAACUCUGGACCCUAAUUAAAAAUGCAAUGGCGGGUUGAGUUUGGGAUAAAUUGAUAAUUAAAAGACGUUUUUAAAUUCAGAGUACAGUAAAUGGACUAACUCAAGAAAUAUAGACUAAAAUUCCGAAAUGAUUUUUUGUUCGAAAAAGACUUAGUAUGUUUGUAAAACUUACCAACCUGCAGCUUUAUUCUAUAAUAGUUUGUUUGAUGCAGGAUGUGGGCGUACAAACGAACUUCUUUUCGGCUGCAGGCAAAAACCGUAAUCUGUGAAAAAUGACCACUUAUGUAGCAUAUAUUUUUGCAUUGAUUUUAAUACCUUUAACAAUUCAAUCAUAUGUCAUGGAUGGAAUGCCUAAAACUAUUCAUUAUUUACUCAUUCGCCAGAUAAUUACGUUUUUCAAGUUUAUGCGCAAAGAAAGGGUAUAAUUUGGCUUUCAAAAGCCUCUCCAAUUUCCGGAUAAUUUCGAACCCAACUGCCGUUACACUUGCUUUCCGGGUUUUGAAACUAUAAGCCGUAUAUCUUUGCAUAAGGAAAAUCUUACAUUUCUCUACUGCAUAAAGAGUGAAUCUUAUGUGUUUCAUGAAAUUUAGCAGCAAAUUUGAGUCACAUGGUAAACUAUAUAAGCCACAUUAGCAGUGCCUAGACAUGGCAAUUUUGAAAGGCCAUGUUUCCCUAUUAACCAUUUGACAAUUAGAAACGUUUUAAAAACCUAAUUAUAACUUUUCUUCGGGAAUAAAAUUGGCAGAGGACGCAAUUUUCUACCAAAAUAGCAAUAAAAUGAAUAUUUGUAUGCAUCUAUUCCAUGAAAUAUAAUUGAAUCUUUAAGGGAAUCGAGAAUCAAUAAAACAAAAGCAUGUUAAAUAUGUGGUCAUUUUUCACAGAGUAAGUAUUUCAUGUACAUACGAAAAGAAGUUUAUUCGAUAGCCGGCAUUCUAAUGUAUGUAAACUAUUAUAUAAAUUUUCUGCAUACUGAUUAGUUAUACAACCCUGUUUUAUCAUUCUUUUUGAAACUAAAAACCACUUAGGAAUUUCUGCGGACAUUUCAUGAGUUAGCCCGCAUACUGUAGCCCUUACUAAGCAAGAAAUUCAAACAAAACAGAGUCGGCCACCCAAUGCGCACAAGACGUAAUAGAAUAUUGGGGUAUUCUAUGGAUCAAAUUUAAUUUUACAAUGUCAUAAAAAAUCUAUUGACGUUUUGCAUACUAUAUUGUAUGUGCUUACUCAUGAAAUGUUGAUCGAAAUCCCGAAAUGUGUUUUCGACUCAAAAAGAUUCUUAACUAGGGUUACAUUAAUAAUAACCACGCAGUAUAAUCCAAAAAUAUUCCCUUUAAAUUGGGAUUUCGACUUCUGAGCAAACGUGUUUCGGCUGCCUCCAGAAACUACACUCUGUAAAAAUGACUAGUUAUGUAGUAUAACCUUUUCUUAUUGAUUUUCGAUGUUCUCAUAAAUUUGAUUAUAUUUCAUAGAUGACCUACAUACAAACGUUCAUUCUUCUAUUCCUUAACGACGUUCCCUUUAACCUUCAUUAUAGCUCUAAUUUUUAUACUAUCCAUUUUUGUUUGUGCCAGAUAAUCAUUUAAACAUUUUCAUAAUCCAAUAAGUGCGACCGAAAUCUGCGAAAAAUGUUGGACGUGUAAACCCACAAUACGCGCAACAUCAAUUUUCUAUUACAUAUUUGAUGCAAAAAGUCUUAUUAUUAGUAAACACUUUCUAUUAUGCUCAUGUCAUAGGCGUGUGUUGUUAAUCUAUUUCUGUCCUUGUAGGUAAAGCAACAGGCUUACCAACUUCUACGUCUGACGCCAGUCCAACUACUUCUAAGGCUCCGGGUGAGAGUUGAAAUAUGUUCGAUUUUGCACAACACUGACAGUCUUACAGGGUUGGCCGUCUUCGAUUUCGGCAAAAGCGGUUCAUUUCGAUUCGUUCUUUUACAUAUUUUAUUUGGUAAAUAACUACGAUAGGACUGCUGAACAGACAUCAAUAGUUAGGACAUGCUAAUAGCCAGCUGGGUCAUGUUAUGUAUCCAGUCGACUCAGCGAGAGAAUUUCUUCAAAUCCCCAGUUGCCGUGACAAACCAUACCAACUAGCAAAAUGCGUAAUAAAUCCUUUUGAGACAGGAAAUCGAAAUCCCCGAAACCUGUGCCCACGAGCAUGUAGACCUAGUUGUUUGGACGGGUGCUGUAAGUUGAAAAAAGUAGAAACCGUUGAAACAUCAGACUGACAAAGCAACACACGGAAACAUUUGGACGUGUAAACCCUACCAGUGCGCAACAUCAAUUUUCUAUUAUAAAUUUUGCACAAAAAAGUCAGAUUAUUAAAUUUUUUUAUUAUGUUCAUGCCUUACUCAUCUGCCACUGUUUGAAUCCUGUUCUCACUAUUAAAGCAACAGCUUUACUGACCACUGCGGCUGACGUCAGUACAUCCACUUCGAAGGCUCCUGGUGAGAAUUUAAAUUACUUUCAAAUUUUCACUCGUCUGGCUUGUUCUGCCCGACAUGCGCUAUUUGGUGAAUGACUGCGAAUAGGGCUGUUUAACAGAUUUUGAUAGAUUGAACGGGGCACUAGCAAAUGCACUCAUUGUCUUUAUUUGGUCACCUUAGUAAAGGCAUUUGCUAAGAUGUCCAGGUGUUUCGACCAGAGAAACCAGUUAUCCCAAUGCGUAAAAUUUCCCAUUUAUAAAUUAAAGCAAAACUCAUAAUGCAUGCAUAAGGGAGCACUAAAGGUUUGAAUUUGUAAAGGUGCAUGUGGGUUAAAGAGGAAGAACCCGUCGGAGGCCCGUCUGACAAUGCACCUACUUUUUGGGUCAAUCUGGUUAACUUGUAGACUGAAAUUAGUGUUAAUAAGGUUUCGCGGCAUGGAUUGAUAUGUUUUACGUUUGAUAGUGCUCGACUCACGGUGGUUUACUGGAUUUCUGUCAGAUAGUAGCUCCUGAAAUUUAUAUAAGAAGCGCUGGAUUGAAUUCGAAAUCGCAUGUAAGGCUGACCGAUCUUCUUGUGAAUACUGAACUGUUUGCUCAAACCUACAGUUCUGUCAACGCACGCAAAUGGAACACAUAAAGCUAACUGGACAAAAGGAGAUGAGUUUAGAAAUGGCCUAAACGACAUUAAAUAAUUACUGCAUGAUGAAGUAGGAAUUAUGCUUUUGAACUUCUUACUAAGCCAUCAGUGUGUGACUCGCAUUAGCGAGAUUAUUUUAUCAAAUAUAUUUUUGUAGUAUUAUCAUAGCAUCCGUUAGACAAUCCCAUGUUCAAAUGUAUGAAGAUGCAUACUAUAUUCCAGAAGGACAUUGUUGACGGUGAUGCGUCAUGCGUUCAUUGGGUUAGGUUGCUGAAGAAGUACUCAGUUGUACGUUAACCAUUAGCCACUGAAUUUAUUUCCAAAUCGCAAUAGAGGUGAUCUUAUUUGCCGCAAACUUUCCAAUAUGCUCGUACUUACUAAAUCCAUGGUGGAGAAAGAGAGAAGUAUGGGUCAAGCAUUUUGAUAGGCGUGAUUUGAAUUCUAGGGCUUUUUGAAUUUCAUAGUCUUUUCAUGAUAUUACUCUUCCCUAAACUAGAAAGUAAUGAUGCUUUUGAUUUUAUUUGGAGACAAAUACACAAACGCUAAGCGAACCAUUACGGGCAAAGCUUUAUAGGCUCGCUCUGAAAGUAUGUGAAUAUGUAAGCCGAACGUCAUUAGUUUCAAAAACGUAAUUGAGCAGUAUUCUCAGGUUACCAACAAACAUUCAGUAGGACACAAGCACUGAGGAGAUUUACGUCGGCACUGUUACUGGUUUUACACCAAUAUGCGGAAAAUUUCAGACAUCUAAGUAAAAUAAGUGUGAAAUAUAUGUUUUCCAUUACUUAUUGCACAGGAAGAAUAUUAUUGCUAAUUAACAUUUCCAUUAUGUUCACAUUCUAUAAAUCUGCUACUGAUUUAUUCGCAUUUUUUGAUUUCGCAGCUACAUCGGCUUCUACGACCGACGUCUCUCUGACUACCACUAAUUCGCCUGGUGAGUCGAAAUAUGAUUGAAUUUACCCUUCGUCUGACGGUCCUAUAAGAGUGGCCAUCUUCGGUUUCCUCAGAGAAAGUACAUUUUAGCUUGUUCUGGAAGUACUACUUAUUAAGUCUAGAAUAAGUUAUAAGACUGCUUAAGAGACUUCGAACGUUUAAACUGGCCAAUGGCUGGUGUGCUCAUGAUUUGUAUCUAGGCACCUGAGCAACGGCAUUUAUUAGAGGCUCAAGUUGCCUCGACAAAACAUCCCAAUUACCGCAGUGCGCAAAGCGCCGUCUUCAAGAAACAAAGGCGGAAUUCGUAUCGCAGGUGUCGACGGACAAUGGAUGUUUGAUUUUGGGAAAGUACGCUAUAGAUGAGAAGAUAAGAAAUAUUUGGAACGUCAGCCUGAUGGAUUAACUACUUCAUAGGCGGAUCCGGAUACCCCAUAAAAGACGAUUCUUGCUAACAAGCUUCUGCAGUGAUGAUUGAUAUCAUUUACGCUGGCUUUUAUUCAGGCAACGGUGUUUUUUCUGGGCAGUUCUCGGAUUUAAUCUCUUGAUAUUCAUUAAUAUGUGUUGGAUUUAACACCGGGUUGCAUAUAAGGCUAAUUUUAUUUACCGCAAAUAUAUCAUUUUUCCCAAAUCUACAGUUCCUUCGACGUACACAAAUGAAACGCAGAAAACCAAUUCAACAGAACAAGGUCCGUUUUAAAACGAUUUAAACGACCUCCCUUAACGACUGCAUGACGAUACAAGAAAAAUUGUCUGAAGCCUAUUCCUAAGUAAUCAAUGCUUAGUUUAGAAUAACAGCAUUCAUUUACGAUGUAAGUUUUUGGAAUAAUAUCAUAGCGUCCAUUAGACAGUCAUGAUGUAUACUGAGUUUUAGUAUAAUGGAAAUAUUGCUGAUGGACGAUAACUGAAUGAAUAAGCAUGCGGGCGUCCCUGGCCUGCCUAUAUAAAUAAACACAUUGAAAAUAUAAACGCUUUCCUCUUGAGAACAAGAGUCACAUGAAAGUUGUGGAUUUCUACUUAGUUAGUAUAAGGGGUAAAUUGUCUACGAAUGUUUUGUAGCUUGCAUGGUUGCAUUUACAUAAGCAGCAGAUCUGACGGUAAGUAUGGACUCAAGUGAAUGAGUGAUUUGGCUUGAGUGUCCUUUUCAUGCUUUCCAGGAAAGAGUUAAAACAAAGUGUAGCGUGUUGCCGCUUGUGCGCUGACUUCUGUGUGUUAGAUAUCCAUUACAUCAAAGGCAUGGUCUAAUGAUUAUUUCUAUUUGAUUGCGUGAUAUGAGUUAACGGACGAUGUGUUCUGGAUUAGGAAUCAUGAAUUAGUGCUAACUGGGCAAAUAUUAGUACUCACGUGGGUAACUCUGCAAGCUAGUACAAUGGAAGAACACACUGCGUGCCAGUAUCAAAAUUUCGCUUUAACUUGAAACUGUCACAACGUUAUACCAAGCUAGACCUUACUUAGGGGCCAAGUCCGCUGAAGUGCUUUGCCUCAACCGUUAUUGUCUUCGAAAAAUAUUGUCAUAAUCACAUUUUAUUUAUCGUUAUUGUCAUACAAGCUUUAACUUUUAGGCUGUGCCAUCAACAAUGAUACCCAGGCCAGUAACAAUGAGGUAACGUUGUACACCGUACAGGCUAUUUUUGCGUUUUAUGCGGACAUCGUUUUAGCACUAACUGGAAAAAAAAACAUCUGA
Spirometra erinaceieuropaei is the source of this 9176-nucleotide messenger RNA. NCBI's taxonomy places the organism in Eukaryota, Metazoa, Platyhelminthes, Cestoda, Diphyllobothriidea, Diphyllobothriidae. The record is from the annotation of a GenBank genome assembly.